CUUUGACUGGGGGGGGGGGGGGGGGGACCAUUAACAUGUAACAUCGCACUCCAGAAUGCAGCAGGAAUGUACAUGGGUAUUUAAAACUUUCAUUCCUGGGAUCGAUGGUAGAAUCCUUUCUGCAAUUGUUCUGGCUUGAAACAGCAUCUCUCGCCUUCUUAGCAAAAAGGCGAAAGACAUCUGGAGACUAUUACGAGUUAUAAAACUCCUUUUUCCUGCCGCCGCAGAGUGAAAAAAACCAAAACAAUAGAGACGUCUGACCUCAUGCCACGUCGUUAGGGAUUCAACAGUUAUAAAAUAAAUUUAUCAAAAAUAAAACUAACGGCAGAGCCGCAGCGUGUGUCUUGUGCUUAUGAUCUGUCAGGACGCGUGCAUCCUGCUGCCAGUGAGUCCCAGCGGUCCGGUUGUCGUCUUCCUGCUCAUUCAGGGUUAAAUUCUCACAGACACUUGACUUCCUCUCACUCCAACACCCCUGGCAAAACCCUCCUCGCUUUUUCUUUUUUUUCCUCCCUCAAGUGAAUGUUAUAAAUAGUGCUGUGUGUUCCGUUGACUGGCCAUCCUCCUCUCAAAGUGAAUGUGUCUCUGCACUGCCCACCUUACACUCACCUUUUCACUCCCUCUCUCGACUCACACACACACACACACACACACACACACACACACUUUCGCUCCGAACGUUUCUCGUUCCAUUCCUACGGUUCCUCUCCGCUUCUCUCGCAGGAUUCCCCGCUUGUUGCCGUUCUGCUGAACAGCUGGAGGACGGUCGAAGCGGCGUGAGGUCCAGGAGUCUGCCAGGAUGCGCUGUGUGAGCUGGUUGCUGUUGGGGACCUGCCUCCUGGUCCUGGGCCCCGCCGUGCAGGGAGCCCCGGGCCAGUGCCCGAGCCUCUGCCACUGCCACGGUGACCUGCAGCACGUCAUCUGCGACGGCGUCGGGCUGAAGAAGAUCCCCCAGGUGUCGGACGCCACCCGCCUGCUGAACCUGCAGAGGAACAACCUGGGCCACAUACCCACCGGGGCGUUCACCGAGAGCAAGGGGCUCAUCUCGCUGCACAUGCAGCACUGCCAGCUGCGCGAGAUCGGCUCGCACGCCUUCAAGGGGCUGAAGAAGCUCAUCUACCUCUACCUGUCCAACAACGAGAUCAGCAGCGUCAAGCCCGGCGCCUUCGAGGACCUCACCGAGCUCACCUACCUCUACCUAGACGGGAACCAGAUCGGCGACCUGGCCAAGGGCAUCUUCUCCCCCAUGGUCAACCUCUUCAUUCUGCAGCUCAACGACAACAAGCUGCGCGAGCUGCGGCCGGGGACGUUCGCCGGUGCCAAGGACCUGCGCUGGCUGCACAUGAGCGGCAACGAGCUGACCGCCCUGCAGCCGGGCUCGCUGGACGACGUGGAGAACCUCGCCAUACUCCACCUGGACAGGAACAGGAUGUCCACCUAUCCCGGCGCGGCGAUGAGCAAACUGCGCGUGGUGGAGGAGCUGGCGCUGGGGGGGAACCCCAUGAGGAGCGUCCCGGACAACGCCUUCCAGAGCUUUGGACGCUACAUGGAGAAACUGCACCUGGGCAACAUGAGUCUGGAGAAGUUCUCUGACGGCGCGUUCACCGGAGUGACGGCGAUCAAGUCGCUGCACCUGGACAACAACAGGCUCAGGUCUCUUCCCAAGAGCUUCGAGUUCGGCUCCAUCGCCAACCUCACGCUCGCCAACAACCCCUGGAGCUGCACCUGCCAGCUGGCCCCACUGCGCAGGUGGAUGGACUCGAGCCGCAAUCGUCCGGACGCAGUUUGUGCGUCUCCGCCAGCGCAGAGAGGCAAGCAGGUCAGAGACAGCACCGCCUUCGGCGGCUGCAGGGUGAAGGCGAAGAGGACCAGAAAGGGCACGCGUCACUGAACACGCUGCUGUUACAGGGAAAGACGCUGCGAAGCAGCAGCACCAGCAAGAGCAACGCCAACUCAUUCUACUUCCUGAACGUCUUCCCGUCUAUUCAUCUGUCAAAUGUUCUCACUAGUGUAAACACACACAAACACAUUCAUAGCUACACAUUCUGUCUGUCUGCCACAUGCUCUCUCUCACACACACACACACACACACACACACACACACACACACACAAACACACACACACAC
This is a messenger RNA of Scophthalmus maximus (turbot), 2125 nucleotides long. It is a transcript of the gene chad, whose product is annotated as chondroadherin. Gene Ontology annotation, molecular function: protein binding. NCBI's taxonomy places the organism in Eukaryota, Metazoa, Chordata, Actinopteri, Pleuronectiformes, Scophthalmidae. The record is from RefSeq and is a predicted model, not a curated record. The coding region runs from base 797 to 1888 and encodes 363 amino acids. The transcript is spliced from 4 exons.